UGACCGCCACAGGUACCUGCACACAAGUGCACGCACCCACACAUAGACACACAAAAUUUUUUUUAAGAUGGAGAAUGAUAGAAGACAUCACAUAUUGACCUUUGGCUUCUAGACAUGCAUGCACAGGUGAGCAUGUCCACACAUACAUGUGCACAGAUGUAUACACCCCUUCCACAUACAUACAUACAUACCAAAACAAAACCUUAUGGUGCCCCUGGUGAGAACAGAGCAUGGAUGUCUACCAAAGUCACACCUGGUUAUGUUUUGGCCAGCAUUUCCACUCCAAGGCCUGAGGUUCUUCCUGUAGACACAUCAUGUAAGGAUAAAUGACCUGUGUGUGAGUCUUUUCCUGCAGCAUUGAGGGGAAGGAACUGCUGACCAUUGCCUUGUGACAGAGUCAGAGCAGAUUGCCGUACUCCCACUCAGGUAAAGCAGGGGGCAAUGAUGCACACAUGUAUUGUCUUCUUGGUGCUUAUAGCAUAUCUGCCAAGAUAGAAAAGAAACUGGUAACAGGGUAUCAUGGUAGCUGAGGACAAUAGAGAAAUCUUGAACCAUGUAUGUGCUCACUAUAUAUUCAAUGUAAAAUAAAACCCUCAAGCAUCCCUUGUUUUUCAAAAAAAAGAAAGCCACAGAGACAGUAAAGAUCUUCCCAGCUUCUCUGGAGGCCACAGGAUCCUGGCUUUCAGUGACCCAUUGUGGGGGUCACAGAAGACACAUGGCGCCAUUCUCUGUGCUCUUCCUUUUGAAGUCAGCUCAUCUCGGCUCCUGAUUUCCUAGGGCUGAUAUGGAAGAUGAUUAAGGUUUUAUUACUUCUCGUCAAUGUGGUCCCCAAGCCUCGCCCCUUGGCAGCCACCACAGGGUCACAUCUGCUCCAGGACCACAUAAAAGGGGGGCAUGUCCUACUCUGAGAAUGACUCCAGCAGCACCAGCAGCAUCAGACUGGAGUCUUGGCUGCAGAGGGAGAGGACCAUGGACACAGAGAACAAGAAAGGGUGUGAACGCCCACCUCAUGAUGGUGUUUCAUUUGCUGAAAGCCAAGAUCUGAGCCUACUGGAAGCAGAAGCAGAGUUGAAUUUUAUUCAUGUGUGGUUCAAGACAAAGAAGAAUGCCCAGGCACACCAUACGUCUAACUACAAGGACAGUAACAAUGAGAAGGAGACGAUUGAUGUGCUCAGGCGUGGACAGGCGUUCACCCUGUUCCUGAAAACAAAUAGACAUCUCCAAAACCAAGACCACGUGAGGCUGCAGUUUCUUAGCGAGGACACCGUUUUCAUGCCUAAUGAGGAGGAUCGAGCAGAACACGUCCUCAAUGACACUGGCUACAUUUACAUGGGUUUUGCCAAACAAAUUAAAGAGAAGCCCUGGACCUUUGGUCAGUUUGAGAAGCACAUCCUGCACUGCUGCUUUUCCCUGCUGACCCACCUCCAGCCCAGAGAAUUGCAGAGCCCAGUGCUUGUGUCCAGGUCCAUCUGCACCAUGAUGUGUGCUGUGAACAACGGUGUGCUGGUGGGGAACUGGUCUGGAGACUACAGCAAUGGCACAGCUCCCUACGUGUGGACCAGCAGUGUGCCCAUCCUGCAGCAGCACUAUGUCACCGGGUUGCCUGUGUGCUUCGGCCAGUGCUGGGUGUUCUCUGGCAUCCUAACCACAGCACUGAGAGCUGUAGGCAUCCCGGCGCGCAGUGUGACUAACUUUGAAUCAGCCCAUGAUACGGGGAAGAACCUCACAGUAGACAUCUACCUGGAUGACUCGGGCCAGACAAUCGGAGAUCUAACCAAAGACUCUGUCUGGAAUUUUCAUGUGUGGGCGGAUGCCUGGAUGAAACGACCGGAUCUACCCCAAGGCAAUGAUGGUUGGCAGGUCCUGGACUCAACUCCACAGGAGAUCAGUGACGGGGGCUUCCGAGCUGGACCUGCACCACUGAGUGCCAUCCGCCAGGGCAACGUGCUCUUGAAGUACGACACCAAGUUCAUCUUCACAGAGGUGAAUGGAGACAAGCUCAUCUGGCUGGUGAAGCAGGACCAGGGGAGGGACAAGAACACCCUCAUAGCCGUAGAGACCAUGAGCAUUGGCAAGAAUAUCAGCACCAAGAUGGUGGGCCAGAACAGGCGCCAGGACAUCACCUCUGAGUACAAGUACCCAGAAGGCUCACCGGAGGAAAGGAAGGCCAUGGAAAGGGCCUCUGGUCGCCUCCAUCCUGGUGAGGAUCAGCCCGGCUCUCCUUCAACAGACAGCUCCCUUCGGGUGUCUGUCAUUGAGUGCUCAGUGGAGAUAGGACAUCCUAUCAUUUUGACACUAGUUUUGGAAAGGAAAACGGCCACUCCACAGACUGUCAACAUCUCAUGCUAUCUCAACCUACAGACGUACACAGGCAAGAAGAAGAAAGGCCUGGGUAUCAUCCGGAAGUCUCAGAAGAUCACAAAUCAAGAAUCACAGGUGACUCUCACCAUGGAUACCAACUCCUACAUUCAUAACUUGGGCAUGGUUGAUGACGAGCUGGUCAUCAAAGGAUUCAUCAUUACAGAAAUUGCAGGAUCCAGAGAGAGAGUGGCCACUGAAGUGACCCUGUGUUUCCUGUACCAGGGUUUUCAUAUAGAGAUGCCGAGCACAGGCAAAGUCCACCAGGAACUCCUCCUCAUCUGCAAACUCAAGAACACCCUGCCCAUCCCUUUGACUAACAUGAGGUUCUCAGUAGAAAGCCUGGGCAUCGUUACCACAGAGUCCCUGGACCAAGGAACACUGCCACCUGGACAGUCCCUCCAGUUCGAAAUGAGAUGCAUCCCAAUGAGGACUGGACCUAGGAAAAUCAUUGUCAGGUUUACUUCCAGAGAAGUGAAAGAGGUCCACGUUGAGAAGAUGGUUCUCAUCACUGAUUAGCCUGUCUGAUGCUGUGAAGAUGGAGGUAGGGGCCCUGAUUGGCUCUGAGCCUUGGCUAACUCCGCAUUUUAGCACUUCCUAAAUUGCAUGUAGCUUUCAGGUCAAGGAUGAUUAGAUUUGAUUACUCAUGUGAGGGUGGAUUUGAGAGCCUGCCCAACAACAGAGCACUCCAAGGCCAGUGAAGAGCACAAGCUGCAGUCCCAUGAGGCCAGGGCAUGCCUUUCCAGCUUGAAGCACACAGCCUAGGCAGGCACCUUUCACAAACACAUACUUUGGAGGCAUGGGCUCAGAACCAUAUCCAUGCAAAGCCAUAGAUCCAUCAACUAGAGCAAGUAUGAAGCCCAGAGCUGCUAACAGUGGUACUGGAAGUGGACAUUUCUUCAGGCCAUGGACUCACCAGUGCUGCAGGUACCUUCCAACUGGACUGUGGUUCUGUCAGGUGCAGGGGGUACCUAAAGGCUGAGCUGGCAGGCCUCUAAGAAAGCACACUGCAGCUGCGACAGGCACCACAUGCUCUCAUCCCAAGGCUCUGCCCUCUCAGAAGCAGGCCCCAUGCUGGCGUGAGGCCCUCCUGUCUCUGGGUGGGCCAUGGGAGAGAGACCCUACAACCUGCAUCCCCCUCCUGUGAAUAGGGGUCCAUGGUUGAAGUACAGCACCCAGGAAAGCAGCUCACUCUGCACUGCUCGCUGGAGCCAUGUUUGUUCUGCCCUCUAGAGAUCUGCUCAGAUGAUCACUAUGUUUUGAAUAAACUGUAGA
This is a messenger RNA of Nannospalax galili (Upper Galilee mountains blind mole rat), 3633 nucleotides long. It is a transcript of the gene Tgm4, whose product is annotated as transglutaminase 4. The coding region runs from base 895 to 2877 and encodes 660 amino acids. Gene Ontology annotation, biological process: peptide cross-linking. NCBI's taxonomy places the organism in Eukaryota, Metazoa, Chordata, Mammalia, Rodentia, Spalacidae. Gene Ontology annotation, molecular function: protein-glutamine gamma-glutamyltransferase activity. The transcript has 13 exons. The record is from RefSeq and is a predicted model, not a curated record.